Paramacrobiotus metropolitanus is the source of this 1822-nucleotide messenger RNA. RefSeq lists its product as uncharacterized. The transcript is spliced from 4 exons. NCBI's taxonomy places the organism in Eukaryota, Metazoa, Tardigrada, Eutardigrada, Parachela, Macrobiotidae. Gene Ontology annotation, molecular function: protein binding. Bases 62 to 1255 code for a protein of 397 amino acids. The record is from RefSeq and is a predicted model, not a curated record.
GCUACCCGUUUAUUUACUGCGUUACACAUCUCCAUGUGAUUACCUCCGUCUGGACGACAAGAUGCCGAAGUCGUGUGCCUUUCUGAAACAAUUGUUGGUGAAGGAUGCGGAGGAUUUUGUCGUUGUGGAGGUUCUUGGAGAUGAUGGGGCGUUUCAGUGUGGCAAAGCAGUAGCCCGUUCCACAAGCCGAGUACUCGUGGAUUUUCGAUGUGCGGGCAGACGGCUCGAAUGGGUUCCUUUGGACCAGGUCUUCUUAUCCCGAGUUGAUUUCUAUACUUCAAAAGCGCCACUUACCACGUUCUACGGCAAUCAAGGGUGCAACGAUCCGGUGGAGGUGCCGAUGCAACACAGCCCAACGGAGCCUUGGAAGUGGUACCCCGCCACAGCCCUCGUCUAUGACUGGUGCUAUCGUCAGUUCGGCUGGGUCACCAUCCAUUAUCUUAGCGGGGACGUCAACACCGUGGUUCCAUACGACCGCAUCCGACUUCAUGCGCCGAGGGUGUCGUUGGCCGACGGUGCACAAGAGAAACUGGAACGCGGGCAGUUGGAGGAAAUGUUGCAGUUUUAUAGUAAAUCCGUGCUCCGCCUUUUGGAGGACGAGAAUUCCAGCACUACUCCUAUCAACAGUAGGAAGCGUCGACGCGGGCACGAAUUCCUGACCAGGCCAAAACGCUGGAAGGGAGAGCUGUGCUGCAGCGGCUCCUCAGCGUCACCGGUGCAGAAAAAACCGUCGGCCCUUGACGUAUAUGACGCACUUCAGUGUCUGCCCGCGAAAAUCCUAACAGAAACGUUCCAGUAUCUGUGCACCGUUGCUCAGGGCCGGCUGCGGGCCGUGUGCGCUGCCUGGAACGACCUCCUCACAUCGGCGGCCGUCAAAAGUCUGCUGCACAUUCGGUUCCCAUCAGAGAGCAACUCCAAUCGCCCACGUUCAUCUUCCCCGGACAACGUUUAUAUUCCUGUGGCCGGCCUGCAUCAUUGUUGGAGUAACCGCAGUGUCGCCAUUGUGGGCUCACCUGUUGCGGAUAUCAGACAGGCAACCCGGCUGAAGUGCUUGCCCUGGUGUGAUGGACUGUUUCUCCGUCAGAUCAUGCAAGGAGGAGCGGAGAAAUUUCCCAGCCAUCUGAUUGUAAAGGAUAUUAGCUGCGUCCAUUAUCUGGAUACCUUCGAAGAUUACAUUACCACGAUUCACACAGUCUUUGACUCCCUGGCGAGGAUCUGUCGUACGCUAACCGUAAAGAACCGUAAAGAACCGUAAAGAUUUUCUUGUCUGCUAUGGACGGAUGCCUGCUGAUUACUAUCCGCAUCCCGUUUGCCCGGAUGAACAGCGACCGGCGUCUGACUGUCGCUGACUGGUGGGACAUGAUCGAACAAGCCUGUCCGCUGCUGGAUGACCAACAGAAGAACCUCGUAUCCACUGCACUUGUGGAGGGUGAACGAAAUACGUUCUGGUCGUCGUUAGACUCGGUCGUCAGCAGCCGGCAUGCUAAGGAUCCUCGGAAGUCCACUUUUUGGAAGCCGCUGGAUGAUGUUAACCGGCUGUCCCGCAUGGUUCAGUACCUCAUGUACUGCGUAUUAGCCGAAGCGGAACUGAUCUUUGAAGUGGCCUGUCCCGCUUCCAAGUUCUCUCCCAUUUAAUGCGAUAGAAUUGCCAACAGGGCACAAGCUGGUCGACUAACUAUGGACAACGCGUUCUUGCUCAUUUCCCGUUUUCUUACUUGUUCAUUAAUUGUUUGAUGUUUGAACCGGGCGAACCUGUUGAGACGCUUUUUGAUUUUGGCUGACUUGAGGGCUAAAAGAGCAAUGGAAAUGCAGUAACGGUUGA